This is a messenger RNA of Neltuma alba, 1757 nucleotides long. RefSeq names its product amino acid transporter AVT6B-like. NCBI's taxonomy places the organism in Eukaryota, Viridiplantae, Streptophyta, Magnoliopsida, Fabales, Fabaceae. The coding region runs from base 1 to 1494 and encodes 497 amino acids. Gene Ontology annotation, biological process: amino acid transmembrane transport. The record is from RefSeq and is a predicted model, not a curated record. Gene Ontology annotation, cellular component: membrane. The transcript is spliced from 5 exons. Gene Ontology annotation, molecular function: L-amino acid transmembrane transporter activity.
AUGUUUAAAGAGCGUGAAAGAGGCCGAUUCCCGCUCGGCUCCGCCAUCAGACUGUCAUCCCUCAGCUUUCAAUUUCCAAAUCCUGCCAACUUUGCGUUUCUCUCUCUAACCAAGAAAAUGCCACUCAUCUCCGAACGCAAAUAUCGCCGCAGUCCUAAAACUCUCUCUCUCCUUCCCACUCAUAAACCCGACUAUUGCGAACCCUUCCAAUCCGAAACUGGCUUUGAUGGCGCUUCCUUCUCUGGUGCUGUUUUUAACCUCUCUACCACCGUCGUCGGCGCCGGCAUCAUGGCUCUUCCCGCUGCCGUCAAACAGUUGGGGUUGAUUCCGGGCCUUAUCAUGAUUCUUCUCGGUGCUAUGUUAACUGAAUCCUCCAUUGACAUACUCCUGAGGUUCACCCGUGUCUCCAAGACCUCUUCCUAUUCCAGCGUUGUUCACGACGCUUUCGGGGACUUCGGCCGCAUCCUUCUGCAACUCUGCAUUGUCGUUAACAACACGGGAAUGCUCAUUGUAUACAUGAUUAUUAUCGGAGAUGUUUUAUCGGGAACUUGGUCGGAAGGGGUCCACUAUUCGGGGGUGAUUGAAGAAUGGUUUGGCCAACGUUGGUGGUCCACGCGUUCCAUCUUACUGAUGCUCACAACCCUUUUGGUCUUCCUCCCUCUUAUAUCAUUCAAGCGCGUGGAUUCAUUGAGAUUCACCUCAGCAUUGUCAGUGGCGUUAGCUCUUGUUUUUGUGGCGAUAACAGCAGGCGUGGUAAUUGUUAAGCUGAUCAAUGGAAGCAUUAGUACACCACGCUUGAUGCCAAAAUUCACUGGCCAGGAAUCCUUUUGGAAGCUUUUCACAACGAUCCCUAUUCUAGUCACUGCUUACAUCUGCCAUCAUAAUGUUCACCCUAUAGAGAAUGAACUAAAAGACCCUAGCCAUAUGAAGUUGAUAGUUCGGACAUCCCUCUCAUUAUGCUCCACCGUGUAUAUGGCGACCAGCCUCUUUGGAUAUCUGUUGUUUGGGGAUAAAACACAGGACGACGUACUUGCUAACUUUGAUGGCGAUCUUGGAGUUCCUUUUGGCUCAUUUCUUAAUGAUGUGGUUAGAGUGAGCUAUGGCAUUCAUCUGAUGCUGGUGUUCCCCAUUGUAUUUUAUUCCCUCCGCCUCAACCUAGAUGGUCUUUUGUUUCCACAUGCCAUUCCGUUUGCCUUUGACAGCAAGAGAUUCUAUUUAGUGACUGUAUUUCUCAUGUCUUUCAUUUUCGUUGGAGCCAAUUUUGUACCCAGCAUCUGGGAUGCCUUUCAGUUCACUGGUGCCACUGCGGCCGUUGGUAGUGGAUUCAUAUUUCCCUCUGCUAUUGCUCUCAGGGACACGCAUGGAGUGGCAACAAAGAAGGACAAGUUAUUAUCAUGGUUGAUGAUUUUUUUGGCAGUCUCUUCUAGUACUGUAGCCAUAUCCAGUGACUUGUACAGCUUCUUUAGUGGUGAAGAAGCAGCUGUUGGCGCCUGACAUUGCAUCACCAGUCAGCAGUUUCAUAAUAUCUCUGUUAUUUUUUCAAGUAGUCUCUCACUGGACCCCCAAGAUUUUAGCUCAACAAGAAGCCUAGGCUGCCUGGUAGAACGGGGAAAACAGAGCUUCAGUGCCUUCACUGGUUAUUUUGACAGGGCCUUACCCUCUGUCUUGUAGAUAACAGCUUAUGUAGUUAGCUCCUAUACCUGUUGAGUAUAAUUUACAUAAUAUGUUAGUUCUUAUACAUUUUGAGUAUAAUUUAC